AUGGCAUACACACCGCCCCAAGACAUAAACGAGUAUCAUCGCAUAUUUUCCAAAGUUUUCAACAAACGACUAAAAUAUGUGCUCAAUGUCAAUAUAAUCUUGUCAAUCUUGAUGACAAUUGUUUUAGAUCUACCAUUUCACCGAUUGCUAUCGUUGCGGUUCCUUUUAUCAAUUGUUCUCAAAGUACCCGUUUAUUUCUUAGCUUUGACUUUGAUUAGACAAGCACGGGUUAGAUUUUCCACUGUUAAUUACUCGAAUCAAAAGACGCUAGGGUUACAAAUUUACCACUCAUUAUUAUCAAACCAGUAUCUUGAAGUGACAUCAUUCCACAUCUUGUCGGCAUUAUUUGUCUAUGGUGUAUUCAUCUUCAAUUUACCAUUCACUUUUGAUUUUUAUUUGAUUUCAAAAGAAUACAGAAAGAGCCCCUUGUUGAAUGAUGAGUGGGUCUACUAUUGGGUGUGUCCAUUUAUUGUGGGAGCAUUGUACUCGGCCAACCAACUUGUGUUCCAAAGGAAUAGGAUCCCUUUUGAAUAUGGACAUAACAGGAAUAGUCCGCAAAGUUCUUUGUUUGCACAUUUACCACAAGCCUUGGGAAAUGCUUUGGGGUUGACCAUAUUGAUAUCAAUAGCUAGUCCUGCUUUAUAUUGGGGAUGUAAAUCUUACUUGUACAGAUCGUUGAUCGUGCUCCGAUUAUUUGGCCUUGACAACUCGUUACCAGAAGGAAGCACGACCUUGUACACGUACCUCAAGUUGGCAUUUCUCACAUAUGUGUUGGUUUUGAACUGGGAACUCGAGAAUCACCUAUUCAGAGUUUACGCGACAAUUGGAUGUCUUGAUGGUAAAAAGCCAAUAUCUUCGUACAGCAAGGAUCCUUUGAAUUGCUUGUUGAAGGGUUUACGUGAUGUGGCGCCAAGUCACGAACUAAGUAGAUUGACUGCAUUUCAAGAAUUGGCCUAUAUUGCAACCACCAGUGAAAAGGAAGGGUUGCGGUUGCGAUUGGCAAUAUUCAGCGCAAGGUCAAAGAAGGAAAAAUUAUGGCCAGCAUUGUACGAAGAAUGUUCAUUGGUUAUUCGGGAGGUUAACGGGCAAAUCAACAAGAGGAGCACGCGUGAUAUGAAAGCUUUAAUAAGCUGGGAAAAGGAUGUUGACACUGGCUUUAAAAGGAGAAAGGACGACAAUAUCUUUGGCAAUUCAUUUACAAGCUCUUUGUUGGAUGAGGGGGGAAAGAGUGCAACUAAUAGCAAAGCUACAAGUGAGAGUAACUGGGUAGGCUAUGUGCGCAGUGAGGUUAUAGCUCCAGUAGUGAAGGUCAUCUCGCCAUAUUUGCCGCAACAUGUGUCGAGUUAUUUCACGUCUCUGUUAACAUCGUUCAAGACCAAGGAGGGUCAAAAAAUUGACGCUGUGGCAUCCGAGUUUAGAAAGCAGUUUUUGGAGUCGGUAUUCGGAGUCUUGUUUCGUGUAACAUUAAAAAGAGACUGCGAGUCAAGGGUGAGAAACCCCGCCAAUUUUGGAAAUGCAGUCAUUGCUGUAUCCAAUAUUAUUCAGCGCUCAGUUGUGGAGGAUUCAUUAAAUGUUGUCACGUCGGCUGAUAUAGGUAGUACGCUCAAUCUUCUUGAAAAGUCCAUCCGCAUUUCGACCAAUUAUACUGAUCAAUUACCUGCUUCGGUAUUUGUUGGAUCAAGCAAAUCAAAAUUUCACUUGAUCUCGGACUUGAAUAAUCUCGAAUACCACGAAUUCUACAAUACAUGCAUACAGUUUAGCGGUUUAUUGAACGAGCUCAAUUUAAGUCCCAAAGCGUCCGAGCUUGCAAAAUGGGUCAUUGAUAUCGCCAUUGCUGAAAAAGAGCAGCAUCUGAAUAGGAGUGUCUAUUAG
Molecule: messenger RNA, 1872 nt
Organism: Lodderomyces theae
Lineage: Eukaryota; Fungi; Ascomycota; Pichiomycetes; Serinales; Debaryomycetaceae
Exons: 1
Coding region: 1-1872 (623 amino acids)
Biological process (GO): nuclear pore organization; spindle pole body localization
Cellular component (GO): nuclear pore transmembrane ring; spindle pole body
Molecular function (GO): spindle pole body-nuclear membrane anchor activity
Source: RefSeq, a predicted model, not a curated record